AUGCCGCCCUCCAUAUCGACCGACGGGCCCAGGAGGCUGUUCCAGAACCCGUACCUGCGCCUCAUCGGCCAGGGCAAUGCUGCCGUCUCCGUCUUCCUCGUCCUCCUGGGCUUCGUCAACUCCCUCAAGACGAUCCAGCUGAUCCGCUCCGGCUGCCAUCAGGAUGCCCUCUCUACCCUGUCGGUUGGCGCAUUCAGACGAACGGGCCGUCUCAUGCUCCCGGCCACUGCGGCAACGCUCGUUUCCUUCUCCCUGUGCAAUCUCGGCCUCUACGGGCUUGCGAGGAGCUCGGAUGCCUACUGGACCAUGACCACCGCCGCCGCCCCGAGCCCGACGAUACUAGAGGGCAUCAAGAGCGUGGCCUGGGAGAUGAUUGCCGUCUGGAUCGUGGGAGAAAACAGGUACGAUCAGCCGCAGUGGGCGCUGGCGCAUCUGUUCAAGGGCUCGUUCUUCAUCUACAUGCCUCAGUUUCGCCCUCUACCUCCUCACGGCAUGCUCAUGCGUACCGUCCUCGUCUGGCUCGUCUUUGGACCCAACUACCUCCUCGGCAUCACCAAGCCAGGCAAACUCGCAGACGGAACAGACGGCCAAGUCGUGCCCCAGCCAGGCGACCUGAUCAUCGCAUGCUUGCUGCCCGUCUUCUUCGCCAUCCUGCUCUUCGUAUGCUCUCUCUGGAACCGCUUCGUCGAGCCAUACUUUGGCUACGCAACCGCUAGUCUCGAGUCAUUCGCCAAAUCGUUCUGUCGGAACCAGUGGCCCUUUAACUCGCUCAAUUCAAUGCCGAAUGGCGAGAAAUCCAUCCUGCCCACUACUCGCAGGGAUUGA
This is a messenger RNA of Trichophyton rubrum CBS 118892, 825 nucleotides long. RefSeq lists its product as uncharacterized. The transcript has 2 exons. Lineage: Eukaryota; Fungi; Ascomycota; Eurotiomycetes; Onygenales; Arthrodermataceae. The coding region runs from base 1 to 825 and encodes 274 amino acids. The record is from RefSeq and is a predicted model, not a curated record.